This is a messenger RNA of Microtus oregoni (creeping vole), 3225 nucleotides long. Its product is annotated as voltage-dependent P/Q-type calcium channel subunit alpha-1A-like. Gene Ontology annotation, molecular function: high voltage-gated calcium channel activity. The record is from RefSeq and is a predicted model, not a curated record. Gene Ontology annotation, biological process: chemical synaptic transmission; calcium ion import across plasma membrane. The annotation marks the transcript as partial. Lineage: Eukaryota; Metazoa; Chordata; Mammalia; Rodentia; Cricetidae. Gene Ontology annotation, cellular component: voltage-gated calcium channel complex; neuronal cell body. The transcript is spliced from 8 exons.
UGGCCCUGCACUGGCCCCAGAGCCCAGCCUGCAGAUGCUCAACCUCCUUCUCCCCAUAUUGUAGGCGGAGCCGACAAGCAGCAGAUGGAUGCAGAGCUCCGAAAGGAGAUGAUGGCCAUCUGGCCCAACCUGUCCCAGAAGACCCUAGAUCUGCUGGUCACUCCUCACAAGUCCACAGACCUGACGGUGGGCAAGAUCUACGCGGCCAUGAUGAUCAUGGAGUACUACCGGCAGAGCAAGGCCAAGAAACUUCAGGCCAUGCGAGAGGAGCAGAACCGGACACCACUCAUGUUCCAGCGCAUGGAACCUCCAUCACCAACACAGGAGGGAGGGCCCAGCCAGAACGCCCUUCCGUCCACUCAGCUGGACCCAGGAGGAGGCCUGAUGGCUCAGGAAAGCAGUAUGAAGGAGAGCCCGUCCUGGGUGACCCAGCGAGCCCAAGAGAUGUUCCAGAAGACUGGCACAUGGAGCCCAGAGCGAGGGCCACCCAGCGACAUGCCUAACAGCCAGCCCAACUCGCAGUCUGUGGAGAUGCGAGAAAUGGGUACGGAUGGCUACUCAGACAGCGAACACUACCUCCCCAUGGAAGGCCAGGCCAGGGCCACCUCCAUGCCCCGCCUCCCAGCAGAGAACCAGACCAUCUCUGAUACCAGCCCCAUGAAGCGCUCAGCCUCUGUGCUGGGGCCCAAAGCCAGACGACUGGACGACUACUCACUGGAGCGGGUACCACCUGAGGAAAAUCAGCGGUACCACCAGCGCCGCAGAGACCGUGGCCACCGUACCUCGGAGCGCUCUCUGGGCCGCUACACUGAUGUGGACACAGGUCUGGGGACAGAUCUAAGCAUGACCACCCAAUCUGGUGACCUGCCCUCCAAAGAUCGGGACCAAGACCGUGGCCGGCCCAAGGACCGGAAGCAUCGGCCGCACCAUCACCAUCACCACCACCACCACCACCCCCCGGCUCCCGAUCGGGAGCGCUACGCACAGGAGCGGUCGGACGCGAGCCGGGCGCGGGCUCGGGAGCAGCGCUGGUCCCGCUCGCCCAGCGAGGGUCGGGAGCACGCAACACACAGACAGGGCAGUAGUUCCGUCAGUGGAAGCCCAGCCCCCUCUACGUCCGGCACCAGCACGCCGCGACGCGGCCGCCGCCAGCUCCCCCAGACCCCCUGCACCCCGCGGCCGCUCGUGUCCUACUCGCCCGCUCCGCGCAGGCCGGCGGCGCGCAGGCUCGCUGGUCCCGCCCCGCCCCCUGGCGGCUCGCCCAGGGGUUGCCGCCGCGCGCCUCGCUGGCCUGCGCAUGCGCCUGAGGGCCCGCGGCCGCGCGGUGCCGACUACACCGAGUCCGACGACCCGCGCGAGCAGCCAGGGGGCGCGCACGAGCCCGCGCCGCGGUCGCCCAGGACUCCGCGCGCCGCGGGCUGCGCGUCACCGCGCCACGGCCGCAGGCUACCCAACGGCUACUACGCGGGGCACGGCGCGCCGCGGCCGCGCACAGCCCGCAGGGGCGCGCACGACGCCUACAGCGAGAGCGAGGACGACUGGUGCUAAGCCGCCCCGCCUCCCCGCAGCGCCCGCGCACAGCGGGCGCACAGCAAAUGAUAAACAAUAACGUUUUUAAAAAAGAAAACCGGGGAGAAAAACAAAAAUAGCUUCUAUUGAUGAGUUUUAUCAUCUCAAUUGAAUCUUUCGUUUUCCCGGUGAACGAAACCAAGGUGGCUGCGAGCCGGAGGGACGGCUGCACGCCCCACACACUUCUCAGACCCACGGGAGUGCUUGCGGGCCACGCCAAACUUAUUACUGCCUGCAGAGAUCAACUACAAAAAAAUAACACUAACAGUUUUUAAAAGGACAAAAAAAAAAUUGAGGAAAAACAGGUUGUUGUUUUUUUCUGACAUUUGGUCCUGCUUGAAAUAACAAAAGGGGAAAAAAAAGGAAAAAUUUACCACCACCACCCUUGCUUCUUUUUUUCCUUUAUCUUUUUAAAAACUUUUUUUUCUUUUUUUCCUAUCUUGUUUGAAAAACGUGGGCUUGGGACUGUGAAAUAUUGCAUGACAUUAAAAAGAACAAAAAAAUAAUAAAAACGAAAAAACUUGAAUCCAAGGGCUUCUGAACUGGAGUGGUCUUUGUCCUUUGACCAAGAUGCCAUGCAAGUCACUCUUGGGAGAUGGAUGGAAGAGGGGAGGCAGUUUGUUAGCUCCCAGAGAAACCGCGCUGGGGACAUGGCUCGAAGGCAGUGCCCACUGGUACCAGGAACGACGGCCCUGGGUUCUCUCCCAGCUAAGGGCAUCUGUGACUCCUUGAGAGGAGAGUCCCACAGAACCGAGGCUCCUCCGGCUGCGUCCAGCUUCCGGUACCACCUUCCUCUGUGUUAAGUGUUCUGCCCUGGCCUCUGGCUUCUUGAACCAGCCUCAGCCACGGAGAAAUGCUGGCAAGGUCAAAGAUCUGAACAGUCUGGAUUACGUCAGAGCAAUGAGUUGGGCCAGGAUUUUUUUUUUAACAUUAUUAUUUAUAUAUAUGUGGAUUUGGGCAAUUGUGAAAGUGCCUUUUGAGCCAGCUGGAGUUACAGGCAGCUGUGAGUCCUCUAACCCUGGUCCUGGAAACCGAGUCCAGGUCCUUUGGAAAAGUAAUAUACACUUUUAACUUCAGAGCCCCGCACCCUCCCUCUCCCCCCUCCCGCCUCCAGGGUUUAUACAGUGACCCCCUCACCCUACAUUCACCUACCUCAUCCAGCAUACUGUCUAGAUAUCCACGCUCAUACAACACAAACACGCUGUCUACAUACCGCAGCCUUGGUAGUAAGAGCACUCUGCCCAGCCCCCAGUCUCCCAGGCCCUCACUCCCUGCCUGCCUGCCUGCCUGUUUGGAAAAUACUGUGAAUAUGGCCUAUAUCUGCAAAAUUGAAGGAAGAGUGGGAAAAGAAAGCCGCGCCUGUUCACACAAAGGUCAGGUCCCCAAGACCGUUUCUCUGGCCUAAGAGGGCAACUUCUGGCUGUAUGUGUCAAAGCAUGUGUGGAACCGCGCAUACAUAAAGGGGUGCAUGCAUGUGAACUGUGUGAUGAUCACACAGGUUGAUGCUAGUUGUCUUUUGCUGUUAGCCGCCUUUUGUUUUAUUUCGUUGUUUGUGAGACAAACUAUGUAGCCCUGGCUGUCCUGGACUCCCUAUGUAGACCAGGCCGACCUCAAACUGGGAGAUCUGUGCUUGCCUCUGCCUCCCAAGUGCUGGGA